Trichophyton verrucosum HKI 0517 is the source of this 1098-nucleotide messenger RNA. RefSeq lists its product as uncharacterized. NCBI's taxonomy places the organism in Eukaryota, Fungi, Ascomycota, Eurotiomycetes, Onygenales, Arthrodermataceae. The record is from RefSeq and is a predicted model, not a curated record. The coding region runs from base 1 to 1098 and encodes 365 amino acids. Gene Ontology annotation, biological process: transmembrane transport. The transcript is spliced from 5 exons. Gene Ontology annotation, molecular function: calcium ion binding; ATP transmembrane transporter activity.
AUGCCCCAGGACGAUAACGAGGGCACGCGAGAGCGAGAUGAACGCAUAGAACGUCUCUGGAGCUCGCUGGAUACGCGUGGAGAAGGGCAGGUUGAUUUCAAGGGGUUCAAAAAGGGGCUGAAGAAGAUCGAUCACCCUCUAAAAAAUGCCGACGACCUGCUAUAUGACAUUCUCAAAGCAAUAGACACAAGCCAGGAUGGCCGAAUCCAGUAUUCCGAAUUCUACUCCUUCGUUAAACAGGCCGAAAAUCAGCUAUGGCGGCUCUUCCAAGCUAUCGACCACGAUAAAAACGGCCAUCUCGACAAGCAGGAACUGAAAGAUGCGUUCGUCAAUGCUGGCUUGACCGUACCGAGCUCCAAACUAGAUCAGUUCUUUGCCGAUGUAGACACAAACAGAGACGGGGUCAUCAGCUUCGACGAGUGGAGACUCUGCAAGGAUCAGGUAGUUAUAGCUCCUCAACCCCCCAGUUUUCCUUCCAUCCAUUCCACCGCGAGUUCAGCCUCCAUCACACCAAUCCUCUCCAAGACAUAUUCCCUCCACCUUCACCACAACUCCCGCCUGAUCCAGCCCAACACCCACACACACACACACACCGAGAUCUUUUGUUUUGCGCCUCCUUAUAACGACCACCAUAAAAUAGAUCAGGGAUUAGAAGUGGAACUAGAGUUCAUCACCGUCCCUUCUCUCGUCAGAUUAUGGCUGUCGUACCGCUACCUAGAAGAAGUAUUGACCGAAACCACCCCCCAUGUAGGCUACUUCCUUGCCGGCGGGAUGGCCGGCGUUGUCUCCCGAACCGCUACCGCGCCUUUUGAUCGGUUGAAGGUCUACCUCAUCGCUCAAACAAGUACGAACAGCGCGAAGAGUGCAGCCAUCAACGCAGUCAAGGCCGGUGCGCCGGUUAAGGCCGUGGGGUGGUUGUCUUGGCCUAUCGUCGAGGCCACAAAGGAGCUAUGGCGUGCUGGAGGCAUCAGGAGUCUUUUUGCCGGAAAUGGUCUGAAUGUCGUCAAGGUCAUGCCCGAGUCAGCUAUCAAGUUUGGUGCAUACGAAGUGAGCUUUUCUGCACCACCUCCUGCAUGCUUGCAUGCACAACUUAGCUGA